UAGAAGAAAAGUUCCUUGUAUGAGAAAGGUUCGCGCGAUGGUAGAAAUUGUGAAAAAAUUUGGUUGGAGCUACGUAUCCAUCAUUUACGAGGAGUCAAGCUAUGGUAUAAAAGCGUUUGAAGAAUUAGAAGCGUCACUGGCACGUAGUGGUAUCUGUAUAGCCGUCAAAGAGAAACUCGUGAAGGACUCCGGUGUCGCUGACGAGGGCUCCUACGACGACAUCGUGCAGAAGCUUCUGACCAAGCCGAGGGCGAGAGGUGCAAUUAUCUUUGGAUCGGACCAGGAAGUAGCAGGCGUGAUGCGUGCGGUGCAACGUGCGAAUGCCACCAAAUCAUUCAGCUGGGUCGGUUCUGACGGAUGGAGCGCGAGGUCCCUUGUUUCGGAAGGCAACGAAAAGGCUGUUGAAGGUACCAUCAGCGUGCAGCCCCAGGCCAACGAUGUGGAGGGCUUCAAGGAGUACUUCCUCGGCUUGAAUGUGAAGAAUAAUAAAAGAAACCCUUGGUUUAUUGAGUUCUGGGAGCACCAAUUCCAGUGCCGCUACCCUGGGGCGCCUCGCACUCCAUUCAACGGCCAGUAUCAGCAUCAUUGUUCUGGACUGGAGCGACUCACCGAUAACAACAUAGAGUUCGAGAGACAGCUGCAAUUUGUGGCUGAUGCUGUGAUGGCAUUCGCAUAUGCUAUAAGGGAUAUGCACGCGGCGGUUUGUGGCGGGCGCUACGGGUUGUGUGAUGCCAUGAGACCAGCCAGCGGUGCUGAUCUGCUGCGUUACCUACGGAAGGUCAACUUUACCGGUUUGAGCGGUGAUGAGUUUCACUUCGACGCCAACGGCGAUGGACCUGCGCGCUACAACAUACUACACUUCAAGCAGCUGCGUCGUGAUGUAUAUCAGUGGGUGAAGGUGGGCCAGUACCUGGACGGAGAACUACAGCUCGAUAUUGAUGAGAUCCAGUUCAAAUGGGACGAGAAACGACCGCCGGAAUCAGUAUGUAGCGCGGAGUGUGAGCUGGGCCAAGCUAAACAAUACGUGGAAGGCGAAAGCUGCUGUUGGCACUGCUAUAACUGUACACAAUAUGAGAUAAGGUCACCAUUCGUGGAAACAGCUUGCAUGGUGUGUCCCCGCGGAACCCUACCAGACCCUACCCGGACCCAGUGCUGGCCCAUCCCCGAGGCCUACCUAAGACCAGACUCUGCUUGGGCCAUCGGUGCCAUGUCAUUCUCAUCUGUCGGCAUCUUACUAACGGCAUUUGUGUAUGGGGUUUGGCUUCGUCACAGCUCGACUCCAGUGGUGCGUGCGAGUGGGAGAGAACUAUCCUAUGUCUUGCUUGCUGGCAUACUUAUGUGCUACCUGGUCACCUUUGCACUCGUCUUCAGACCCACUGAUAUUUUAUGCUCUAUCCAACGUUUUGGAACUGGAUUCUGCUUCACGGUGGUGUACGCGGCACUGCUCACGAAGACGAACAGAAUAUCCCGGAUCUUCAACGCCAGCAAACACUCCGCCAAGAGACCCAUCCUUAUCUCACCAACUUCGCAACUCGCAAUUUGCUCAGCAUUAGUUUCUAUACAGGUUCUGAUCGUGGUGGUGUGGAUGAUAGUGGCCCCGGCGCGCGCCAUGCACCAUUACCCCACGCGUGAGGACAACAUGCUCGUGUGUGAUUCGUACGUGGACGCGUCCUACAUGAUCGCCUUCUCCUACCCCAUCGUGCUGAUCCUGGUGUGCACGGUCUACGCCGUUCUCACAAGAAAGAUACCGGAGGCCUUCAACGAGAGCAAACAUAUCGGGUUCACCAUGUACACCACGUGCGUCAUCUGGCUGGCGUUCGUGCCCCUUUACUUCGGGACGGCCAGCCAUGUUCCUCUGCGCAUCACCAGUAUGGCUGUCACCAUCUCUCUCAGCGCCAGCGUCACGCUCGUAUGUCUCUUCUCACCCAAGCUUUACAUAAUCCUGAUUCGACCGGAAAGGAACGUACGCCAGAGCAUAAUGCCAGUCCGCUACAGCCGGAAGCCGCCGACCCAUCCCUUACCGCACCCGACUUACAAAAAACCAUGUGCGGACAAGGAAACCCAAACCGACGCAACAGAGUACAACAAACUUACCAACGGGCAAACAGUUCAAAAUAUUGUCAAAAAACAAGACACAGUCGACAAAAUACACAACAAUAAUGUUAAAUCUCUUAGAAAUAAUGACAAAAUGGUCAAAUACAUAGAAAAAUCUGAAAAAAAGUCAGAACGAACAGAUGUAUUAUAGCAACGAGCUACGUCUAAGUCAUUGAGCGAUGUUUUUGUCCAUAAGAAUAAUAAUAAACAUGUAAGAAAUAAGUAUUGUUCUUGUAAAGUUCGUGAACGUAAGCCUGUUAUUGUUUAGAUGAUUAUUUAUAAUCUUGAUGAAAUUGUAAUAGAGUCGAUUGUACAUAAAG
Messenger RNA from Leptidea sinapis, 2414 nucleotides. RefSeq names its product metabotropic glutamate receptor 4-like. The transcript has 15 exons. Gene Ontology annotation, molecular function: adenylate cyclase inhibiting G protein-coupled glutamate receptor activity. Gene Ontology annotation, biological process: G protein-coupled receptor signaling pathway. The coding region runs from base 20 to 2245 and encodes 741 amino acids. The record is from RefSeq and is a predicted model, not a curated record. NCBI's taxonomy places the organism in Eukaryota, Metazoa, Arthropoda, Insecta, Lepidoptera, Pieridae. Gene Ontology annotation, cellular component: membrane.